[Candida] anglica is the source of this 99-nucleotide messenger RNA. Lineage: Eukaryota; Fungi; Ascomycota; Pichiomycetes; Serinales; Debaryomycetaceae. The record is from the annotation of a GenBank genome assembly.
AUGGUAAAAAAAUUCAAUCUAAAACAAUCGUCUUGUUAUUGUCGCCAGCAAAGAAGGACACAUGAAAGUAAUUACACUUCCGAGUAUCCGCAUCUAUAA